AUGAAUGCUGCUGUUGCGAGGCAGCCGGUGGGCUGUCUGAAGGCGGCUUUGAGGAGGACGAGAUUCCAGAGAUCGUGGCAGCGGUGCAUGGCGACAGAGGCUGCGAGCCCCUCCAUCCCCAGAACAGCCUUCAGUCAGAGACAACACAUGGAGCAGCAAAAGGUCGCAAAGUUCCAGAUAUGGCCUCAGGUCCCUUCACCACGAGCCACCCAUCCCGAUCCGAUGCCCGCCUUGAAACAGCAGGAGAUUGCCCGUCUCGAUCCGACCGGCGCCAGGACGAGGCUCUUUUCCCGAGAGCACGCCGAUAGUGCUAAAGUCGGCGACGUGCUCAUGGUGACGACCAAGGCCGGAGAACCCUUUUCGGGAGCAUUCAUCCAACUGCGGAGGCGUGGCGUAGACACGGCCAUCUUGCUACGAGGCCAGAUGAUGAAGGUCGGCGUGGAGAUGUGGUUCAAGAUUUACAGCCCGACUGUUACGGGUAUCGACAUCAUAUGGCGCAAGCCCAAGAGGGCCAGGAGAGCGCGGUUGACGUUUAUGCGCAAGCCCAAGCACGACAUGGGUAGCGUGGAUAACUUGGUGUCUGCCUGGAAGAAGGAGAGAUAUGCGCUGAGAUCCAAGGCGAAGCAGGGUGGAGGAAGACAGGUGAGAUAA
Molecule: messenger RNA, 651 nt
Organism: Trichoderma breve
Lineage: Eukaryota; Fungi; Ascomycota; Sordariomycetes; Hypocreales; Hypocreaceae
Product: ribosomal protein l19 domain-containing protein
Exons: 2
Coding region: 1-651 (216 amino acids)
Biological process (GO): translation
Cellular component (GO): mitochondrial large ribosomal subunit; ribosome
Molecular function (GO): structural constituent of ribosome
Source: RefSeq, a predicted model, not a curated record